CCCUCACUCAAACGAUGAUGGCUGACAUGGAGGCAGACGAUGGAGAUUCACCUGCUACUUCAGAGGAGACCAACACGAGCCGUUCAUCCUCUAACCUAGUGCACCCCUGGCCCUAUCUUCAAAACAUGUUCAGCUUCGUGGAGAAACGUGGAGAAAGCUAUAUCAUGCAAUGUAAACUAUGUGUGCCGAAGAAGUCCAACAUAUCAGCUUACAAGAAUUCGACGUCGAAUCUCCGAAAGCACGUUGAGAGGAGACAUCCGUCAAAAAUGAAGGCCUUCAUUGACUGCGUGGCAACACGAAAACGGACAUCGGACUCGGAGCCUCAAGAAGUGGUAGCCAAGCAAGUCAAACUGGAUGAGAUGAUGGCAGCUGGUGUCGGCAGACGUGUGCCACAGUCAAAACUUGACAAGCUUGUGACCUUUAUUUGUGAUGGGCAUCAUGCCCAUUCUGUGGUAGAGCAACCAGCGUUCAAGGACCUCAUAACCACGCUGAAUCCCCAAAGCCAUGUGAUUUCAAGACCGACUCUUCGCAUCAGAAUACAGGAAGCAGCAAAUCACAUGAAGACAAACUUGAUGUCACAUCUCGCCAAGGUCCGUUAUGUUGGUACCACCACUGACUGUUGGACGGCGCACCAACAAAGUUUCUUAGGAAUGACGGUCCAUUGGAUAGACGAGCACACCCUGGAGAGGCAGUCUGCUGCACUGGCGUGCAAGCGGUUGAAGGGUUCCCACACUUUUGACAUCUUGGCAGCUGCAAUCGAUGAUAUCCACUGUCAAUAUAAAAUCAGGGGAAAAGUCGUGAGGACUACAACCGACAGUGGGUCCAAUUUCAUCAAAGCUUUCGCUGUCUUUGGGGAACACAGCCAGGAUCCAGAGGAGUCCGACCCAGAUUGUGAAGAACCCGAUACCAAUGACCUGGUAGACGCAUUCAGCAUUUUGGAAAAGGACACUCGGCUGGAAUUUCAACUCCCCUCACACCAAAGGUGUGCGUGCCAUCUGCUGAACCUCGUGGCAACAACCGAUGCAACGAAGGCAGAAGCAAAUGACACAUACAAAAGAUUGUCUCGGUCAUCCUUCGCGAAAUGCCAGGGAUUAUGGAACAAGACGGGCCGGUCAUAUGUGGCCGCAGAAUUUGUUCAAGAUCAGUGCCAGCUUCAGCUGAUAAGACCUAAUCAAACCCGGUGGAACUCCACUUACAUGGCCAUUGAGCGACUGCUGCGGAUCAUAGAUGACAAGGGGGAGGUGGCGAUCCGAAAUGUCUGCGAAGAAUUCAGACUCAAAAUGUUGAGUCCUGCAGAAAUCACUUUUCUCAGAGUAUCGCGAGGUGAUGAAACCUAUGGUAAAGGCGUUGAACAUCUUGCAGUCAGAGACCAACACGCACAUGGGGUGGCUCCUUCCAGUGAUUUCACAGCUGUCCACGAAGCUCAACAAUAUGGAAAGCUCCUCAAAGAUUUGCCUGCCACUCAUCAGAGCAAUUCAGGAUGGUGUCUCCAGACGCUUUGGUGAGAUGAAGGAGGACCCAGAGCUCAUUGCUGCUGCCAUCCUCCUGCCUAAAUUCAAGAGCAACUGGACUGACAGAGCCGAUGUCAUUGAAGCAGGCCUGACCUAUGUGAGGCAGCACCUUGACAGGAUGGCAGAGGUGGAAGAGGUCGUUGGGCAAACUUCAUCUGAUGAUGAGGAGGACUUCUUCACAUCCAUGAAGGUCAGAAGAUCACAAGGCACGGGGGAGCUGGAUGGGUAUCUUGCCUGUGCAUCAAGUAAGAUGGAUCUCCUCCAGUCAUUUCCACACAUCAAGAAACUCGCCCUCAAACUCAACACAGGUCUGCCUGCGUCAGCUGCCUGUGAAAGGCUUUUCAGCUGUGCCGGCCUGCUUUUCACCCCGAAGCGCGCUAGGAUGAACGCAGUGAACUUUGAGAACCAACUCCUGCUCAAACUGAACAGGAAGUUUAGAGAUUAAUUCAUAGUCCAUCUAGCGUCUCUCUCUCUCACACACACACACACACACACACACACACACAGAGCUCCCUCUCUCUCUCUCUCUCUCUCUCUCACACACACACAUACAC
Molecule: messenger RNA, 2065 nt
Organism: Gadus morhua (Atlantic cod)
Lineage: Eukaryota; Metazoa; Chordata; Actinopteri; Gadiformes; Gadidae
Exons: 4
Coding region: 1327-1956 (209 amino acids)
Source: RefSeq, a predicted model, not a curated record